AUGGAGGCGAAGCUCUUACUGGAAGACGACGGCUCUACAGCUAGUGCUAGGUUUCCGGCGAAGCAGCGGGACUUCGCCGAUCACCUCGAGGAGUACCUCGCGAAGAGGGACGGAGUAGACAAGCUACUCAAGAUCACCAGGUACGCCGCGAAGCUCGCUCUCGCGUCGCCCUACUUCGCCGCCGGCAGCCCGGACCUGCAACGCCGGCUCAGGAGCUUCGAAUCCAGCGUCGGCGUGAGCCGGAAGGCGUUCCGGCUCGGGAGAUUCGUCCAGGACAUCAAUGUCCUGAAGCGAUCGAGCUUGGGCUCCCGUAAGGGGAUUCUUGUGCUUCUUGCUCACGGUGGCGAGGGCGUCUACUCCUUUCUCGACCAGUUCGUGUGGCUCGCGAAGGCCGGCUUGAUCGACGGCCGGCGAACGGCGAGGAUUCAAGCGAUCGGCGCCUGGGCGGAUCUCGUCGGCCACGUAAGCAGACUCGUGCUGAAGGCCAUGGAUCUGAAGGCGAUCCUGGAGGAGAUGGCGGGAACGGAGUCGACGGUGGAGAGGCUUAGAUCGGAAGGCCUGAGAUUGGAGGACGAGGCGCGGGAAAUGGUGAGAUUGCAGGUGAAGGCGUUGAUGAGAAGGCUGUCGAUCGUGCAAGAACUCGCAGACACACUCAUCCUGAUCGGCGAUUUGCAGCGCGGCAAAGGGUUCUUGUCAAACCCCGUUGUCGUCGCUUCUUUGGCGCUUCUCUCUGCUUUCAUCAGCACCCACAAGAAUUGGACAUCAUGCUGA
Molecule: messenger RNA, 771 nt
Organism: Nymphaea colorata (pocket water lily)
Lineage: Eukaryota; Viridiplantae; Streptophyta; Magnoliopsida; Nymphaeales; Nymphaeaceae
Product: peroxisomal membrane protein 11A-like
Exons: 1
Coding region: 1-771 (256 amino acids)
Biological process (GO): peroxisome fission; regulation of peroxisome size
Cellular component (GO): peroxisomal membrane
Source: RefSeq, a predicted model, not a curated record